AUGAAUACAGAAACUAUACAAAAAACUACAAAAUCAUUUAGAUUUUCAUUUCCCACAUGCACCAACGAAGAUGUAUUUUUUAAAUUGGAAGUGCCUGUGGAGAUUCCAUACAGCGGAUCUCCGGGAGAGCUCGUUCAACGCGUUAUAAAUAUGUUCCACAUACCAGUCUAUUUAGAAGAUGAACUCAAUGAAAAACUAGUGGAAUUUAUAUAUGAAGAAACAACAAACUUUCAUAAUGAGAGAGAUGAAAAUCUACUAAACCAACUCAAGAAUGGAGAACUAAAUGUAGAAAAAAUUGUGAAAAAUUGGGAGAAACUUUUCAAAGAAAAUGUAGUUGAAUAUGCUGAACAAAAAGGAACAUCAGAUGAAGAAGUAUUUGCAGCAGCAUAUCAUAAACUGGUACAUUCACCAGCGUUAGAAACAAUCUUGCAAGUGGAGAAUUCUUAUGCUAAAACAGUCAUGACUACUUUGAAGAAUAGAGAUGAAGAUAUUAAAAAGUUAACAGAAAGGCAGACAGAAGAAAUGGAAGAAAAAGUUCGCCUCCUAAAUACAUUCACCACAGAGGAAGAGAUCAAUGAACUCGCGGCACAACACUUUGAACAGCAGAACCUUGCUGCUGGCCGGUGGGGAUCACAGCUAGACGCUCUCUGUCAGGCGCAACGAGCGCAUCAUCGUACAUGGCUUAUGAAUACUUUAGAUCAAUACCAGACUACUGCUGAACUGGAUACUCCAAGUAACUCUCCACUGGCAACGUUUUCCCUGGAGCGGUUGGCUUUGCCGGCACCCCGGCCACGACCAGAAGAGAGCUUCACCAUACAUUUGGGCAGUCAACUCAAACAGACCCACAACGUACGCAUUGUCGCCAUGGACAUGAUGGAUUUAUGUACAUUACAACAUGAUGACCCGACAGAAGCGUCUCGUCGCCUGCAGACGUCGCUGUCCCUGUAUUCAUCGGAGUUGUGCGCGUGUGUACUGGUGGGGGGUGGUCCAAGAGGUGGGGAUACAACUAAACAACUGGCACGAGCCGCCGCCGCAUCCACUGAUCAUCACUUCCCACACGUGGACACACAACUACAGGAUAUUGCUGAGAAAGUCAAGGAACCGGUGGAACAGCGCAACGCCCAGCGCAUAAAAGAACUGGGCCAAGACCCGAGACGUGCGAAAAGAGACCUGCAACCGGGCGACGUGUUCAUCACCAAACACAGCAACCUGGCAGACGUGCACGCUGUAUUCCAUCUAGUUGCUGACGAUGCCGCACUUAGAUCAGGUGACAUAACAUCCCGUCACCCUGCGAUACUCGGACUGCGUAACAUCCUAAAAGCGGCGGCGAGCAAUGACGUAGCCAGUAUAUCCAUACCGCUACUCCUGAGGCACGACCUAUCAGAGGAGACCACAGCGGCAUGGUGUGUACGGCGAGCUGAAUUGGUAUUGAAAUGUGUGAAGGGAUUCGUGCUGGAAGUGGGCGGUGUGGGCGGCGGCGGUACUGCUGGUAGCAACAGCGGUAGCGGCGGCGGCGGUGGUGGGGUUCACACAAUCCACUUCGUAUUGCCGUCGCAAGCGGCGCCGGCAUUAUUCCAGUCACUGGCGGCGUUACUACCCGCUAUAUUCCGCAUAUCAAAUCCAGUGAAAGUCAAACCGCAGCCGGUGUGA
Diatraea saccharalis (sugarcane borer) is the source of this 1650-nucleotide messenger RNA. The record is from the annotation of a GenBank genome assembly. NCBI's taxonomy places the organism in Eukaryota, Metazoa, Arthropoda, Insecta, Lepidoptera, Crambidae.